Molecule: messenger RNA, 1857 nt
Organism: Arachis duranensis
Lineage: Eukaryota; Viridiplantae; Streptophyta; Magnoliopsida; Fabales; Fabaceae
Product: aldehyde dehydrogenase family 3 member F1
Exons: 10
Coding region: 173-1660 (495 amino acids)
Biological process (GO): aldehyde metabolic process
Cellular component (GO): cytoplasm
Molecular function (GO): aldehyde dehydrogenase (NAD+) activity
Source: RefSeq, a predicted model, not a curated record
UCCUUGAUUGUCUUCUGGGUUGAUGGUUAUGAAGGUCUACUUGACCACCUAGCUACCACACAAGUAGCACAAAAGACAUGUGUAAAUGACCAUAUAAUCUCCACACCACAGUCACCAUAACAAAUAUAAAUACUACUAGAGGUGUAAGCAGAGGGAUCAUCACAAAGAAACAAUGGAGACUUUUGAGAAAGAAAUGAAUGGUAUGAAGGAGUAUUAUGGGAGUGGAGAGACAAAGAAAGUGUCAUGGAGAGAAUCACAACUCAAAGGGUUGUGUCGUUUCCUCAUUGAAAAAGAAGAAGAUAUUUUGAAGGCCUUAAUGCUUGACUUAGGAAAGCAUCAUGUUGAAGCUUUUAGAGAUGAGAUGGGAACUUUGAUGAAGUCUUUGAAUUUUGCAUUGAGUAACUUAAAAUAUUGGAUAUCAGGCAAAAAGGCUAAAUUGCCACAAAUAGCACUGCUUAGUAGUGCAGAAAUUGUUCCUGAACCUCUGGGCCUAGUCCUCAUUAUUUCAUCUUGGAAUUUUCCCUUUGGUUUAUCCUUGGAGCCACUAAUAGGAGCAGUAGCAGCUGGAAACACGGUGGUCUUAAAGCCUUCAGAGUUGUCACCAGCAUGUUCUUCCAUACUUGCCCUUGGACUUCCCAAUUUCCUGGACAACAAAGCCAUUAAGGUUGUACAAGGUGGACCCCAUGAAUCUCAGCACCUUCUCCAGCAUAAAUGGGACAAAAUCUUCUUCACAGGAAGUGCACGUGUGGGGAAGAUUGUGAUGUCAGCAGCAGCCAAGCAUUUGACUCCUGUGACUUUGGAGUUGGGUGGAAAAUGUCCUGCAGUUGUUGAUUCACUUUCAUCUUCUUGGGACUUGGAGGUAACGGUGAAGCGGAUUCUAGUGGGAAAAUAUGGGGCAUGUGGUGGUCAAGCAUGCAUAGCAAUUGACUAUGUCCUCGUGGAAAAUCAAUACUAUCCAAAACUGGUAGAAUUGAUGAAAUUAUGGAUCAAGAAAAUGUUUGGGGAGAACCCAAAAGACUCCAAGACCAUUGCGAGGAUAGUUAAUAAACAACACUUGUCUAGAUUGAAAAAUCUUUUGGCUGAUCCAGAGAUCAAGAAAUCUGUGGUUUAUGGAGGCUCUAUGGACGAAAGAAACUUAUUUAUUGAGCCAACAAUCUUGUUGAAUCCCCCACUUGAAUCAGCAAUCAUGACAGAAGAAAUUUUUGGCCCAUUGCUUCCAAUUAUUACUGUGGACAAAAUUGAAGACAGUAUUAAAUUCAUAAGCUCUAGGCCUAAGCCUCUUGCACUCUAUGUCUUUUCCAAAGAUAAGACACUGCAGAAUAGAAUGAUAUCUGAAACAUCUUCGGGCAGUUUAACUUUCAAUGAUGCAAUUCUACAAAAUAAUGUGCAGUAUGCAGCGGAUUCUCUACCAUUUGGUGGAGUUGGAGAAAGUGGAUUUGGAAUGUACCAUGGGAAGUUCUCUUUUGACACAUUCAGCAGCCAUAAGGCAGUAGUUAGAAGAAGCUUCCUCACUGAUUUCUGGUAUAGGUAUCCACCAUGGACACUGAACAAGUUUCAGCUUCUUGAGGUCUCUUACAACUAUGAUUAUCUGGGGUUGCUCCUUGUCUUGCUUGGCCUAAAGACACCAUCAAAACGCAGAUCAUAUUUCGCUAACCCCUGAUUACUUUCACCAUCAUAAGUAUUAUUAGAUGAUAAGUGUUUAUAGCUUCCUUUCCUUUUCUGAUUAUGUGGUUGCUGGACUGGAGAAUUAUGAGUUGCAAUAUCAUCAACCAGAUAUUUAUAAAUAAAAUAAAUUAUAACAAAUCAAAUCAGAGCAUAAAUGUCCGAAGACAAAACAUAGAUGUCUUUGUUGUGAUA